AUGGCCGUUUUGUCAAAGCUUCUAAGCUUUCCGAGUCUUACCCUCGCAGCUUGUAUCGAGGGCUUCUUUGCCAUCAAGUUCUUUCCCAAUUACUACAGCAGUCAGAGUCAUUUGGCGGCUGUGGUCACAAUACUGCUAAUCAACUAUGCGUUCGGAGUCAUUUUCUGGGUGUUAUUGUACCCACGCUUGUUCAGCCCGCUUCGACGUAUUCCGGGACCAAAGGCCUACCUGAGCGCCGCUCAUCAUUCUCUCGUUGUUAAGGGGAGACCAUCCGGUGACUUGUUCCUCGAUCUAGCAAAGGAAUAUCCCCGACAAGACAUCAUCAUGCUCAAUUCAACUCGCGACCAAGUAUGCAUCAUGAAUCCUCAGCUACUGGCAGACCUUUUAGUUCACAACUGCUACGACUUUGCCAAACCGAAACGGAUCAGCGGUUUCCUGCGUCAUGUUCUAGGAGAUGGUCUCAUCAUAGUCGAAGGUGAACAGCACAAAUUCCUACGAAAGAAUUCGACACCAGCGUUUCACUUUCGCCAUAUCAAGGAGCUCUAUCCCAUGAUGUGGACCAAGAGUGAGACACUUACAAAGGCGAUCGCUCAGGAUAUCACGGCAUCUAGAUCAUCAGUCGUGGAGCUCAACGGUUGGGCGAGCAAGGUCACCUUGGAUAUCAUCGGUAUUGCUGGUCUUGGUCGCAAAUUCGACGCCGUUGAGAAGAAGGUUGAUCCACUGGCCGACAUCUACGAACAGUUACUCGAACCUGACCGAGAGAAACUCAUUUUUGCGAUGUUAUCUUUGGCCGUGGGAUUGCCCAUCAUUCGUCUUAUCCCAUGGAAGAUGAAUGACGUAUUCAACUACUUGACUGGAUCUUUGAAUGAACUCUGCUACCCUAUGAUCAAGGAGAAGAAGGCUGCAAUUUUCGAGAAGGGAGAUGACCAUUUUGACGUUUUGUCGCUUCUGAUCAAGUCAAACAACUUUUCAGAUGAGGCCUUGAAGGAUCAACUACUGACCUUCCUAGCAGCUGGACACGAGACUACCGCAUCAGCACUUACUUGGGCUUGCUACCUACUCACCAAGUACCCCGACAUCCAGAAGAAACUCAGAGAAGAAAUCCGAGAUGCAUUACCCGUCGACGUCGACAGUAACACACCAGACCUCGCCAGCAUUCUCGAACAACUACCUUAUCUCAACGGUGUCAUGCACGAAACUCUACGUCUAUACCCAACCGUUCCUCUAACCAUGCGUUCUGCCCUCCGCGACACACGCAUCGGUGAUCAAUUCAUCCCCCAAGGCACCGACGUAAUUGUAUCAAUCUGGUACAUCAACCGCUCCCUGGAAAUUUGGGGUCCAGACGCAGCAGAGUUCCGACCCGAGCGAUGGAUGACAGAGGAUGGAAAACCCAACCAGAACGGGGGAGCAAGCAGUAACUACAACUUCCUUACCUUUUUGCACGGCCCACGAAGCUGUAUUGGUCAAGGCUUUGCAAAGGCUGAGAUGCGAUGUUUGUUGGCGAACAUGGUCAAGUCAUUUGAGUGGACGUUGGCGAUGGAUGAUAAACUUGUUUUGCCGAGGGGUGUUAUUACUAUCAAGCCGGAGAAUGGCAUGUAUCUUAAAAUGAAGGCUAUCUGA
This is a messenger RNA of Fusarium venenatum, 1620 nucleotides long. RefSeq names its product cytochrome P450. The record is from RefSeq and is a predicted model, not a curated record. NCBI's taxonomy places the organism in Eukaryota, Fungi, Ascomycota, Sordariomycetes, Hypocreales, Nectriaceae. Gene Ontology annotation, molecular function: iron ion binding; heme binding; monooxygenase activity.